UUACCUUGCAUGUACGAAUUGGAACCUCUCCCUCGGAUUGUAGAUCUGAGAUCGGCAUCAGCCAUGAAUGCGGAAACGAUCAUAUGAUACUAUAAUUCAGACAGACUGAGAACGGGCGUUUAUGUUUCGACGCCAUCGUUGUUCAUCAAUGUCAUCUUCCCCAGUCGACAUCCUUAUUCUCGGUGCGGGCUGGACGUCGACGUUCCUCAUACCGCUUUGCGUGGAGAACGGUGUCAAGUGGGCUGCGACGACUCGUUCAGGAUCCACUGUCCCAUACACGACUAUCCCAUUUAACUUUGAUCAAGAUGAUGAAAGCGAAGAGAAACUGGAUGAGCAAUGCAAGAAAUUGCCGGAUGCGAAGACGGUGCUGGUGACAUUCCCAAUAAUCACCAAGGGUGCCGUGGGAAGAUUGGUGCAGGGAUAUAGAAAGGCAAGGAUGGAUGGAAAGAGCGGGCAAGAAUUGUGGGUGCAGCUCGGGACUACGAGCAUUUGGGAUAACGCACCAAAUGACCCCAGACCGACUUCGACCAACUGGUAUGACCGCCAUUCGACGUUCACAAAGACUCCACGUGUCAUUUCGGAAGAGGAACUACUAGUUUUGCCUGAGACAAAGAGCAGCGUGCUCUGUCUUUCGGGCCUGUGGGGUGGAAUAAGGGAUCCAAAGAACUAUGUCGGGAGAGUCGCACCCACGAAAGAGGCCUUAAAGGCAAAGGACGGUCUCCAUCUCGUCCACGGCCAAGACGUUGCGCGGGCGAUACUUGCGGUGCAUCUGAGCCCUUCCAAAGCAGUUGGCCAGCGAUGGUUGCUGACAGACGGGAGAGUCUACGAUUGGUGGGACAUUGCGUCAGCAUGGUCAGAGGAGAAGGCGCAGUGGGUCCGUGAACUGAUGCGCAAUGAAUCGGUCCGGGCUCUUCCGAGAGACAUUGGCACGCUUGGUCGUGCAUUAGAUUCAAGGGACUUUUGGGACACAUUUGAGCUCGUACCUGUUAAAGCAAGAGUAUAAUUCUGCUGUAAAAACUUGUAUGUUAACCUUCAAACCUGAAGCUGAAGACUGUAGUACAAC
This is a messenger RNA of Guyanagaster necrorhizus, 1063 nucleotides long. RefSeq lists its product as uncharacterized. The transcript is spliced from 3 exons. The coding region runs from base 122 to 1003 and encodes 293 amino acids. Lineage: Eukaryota; Fungi; Basidiomycota; Agaricomycetes; Agaricales; Physalacriaceae. The record is from RefSeq and is a predicted model, not a curated record.